AUGCGCGUGGUGGACGAGUCGGCGCGCCUCGCUGGGCUCUGGCGUGUGUCCGUCGGUCUGCAGGACGGCGCGCAGGCCUAUGCCUACACGAUGUGGCUGACCGUGCACUUUGCGGUGGAGAGCCGAUCGGGCGCGGUGAACGGCGUGCUCUUAGAGGGUCCCGGCUUAGAUGGCGUGAGUACCAGCGAAGGGCCCAAGGUGAGCUCUGCUACAGUGGAAGGCUCUUUGAGUAGCCGAUCCUUGCGACUCCAGGUGGACGGAUGGAAAGGCCGAUCGAUGCUGGAAGGACAGCUGGAUCGAAAGGGCUCGGCGGUGGCCACCAUCACCGGCUUCUGGUGGUCCUUGGAUGCUAACGAGAUCAGUGGCACCUGGAGCGCCACGCGCCUGGACGGUGCCGUGCUCGAGAAGCUCAUCGAGCCGAAGGUGACGGGAGAGGAGCCCUUGGUGACCAAGUGUACCGGCGGAUGCCGCUUGACCGCCUCGGGUCUCAAGAACAAGGGGAAGCCCAUGUGCUCCAGCAAGCAUAUCUUGCAGAGCAAGAAGAGCACGGAUGAUGACGAUGAGCUGGAGUGUCCAGGCGAACGCUGCGGACGUGAGGUGAAUGGUGCCCACUGGUGGUGCAAUCGCUGCGACGUCGCUGUGUGCUCUCGCUGCGAGAAGCAGACGGUGGCGAAGGCAGAGGACGAGGACGAGCGCCGUCAAUUCGAAGUCGCUGCGCUGGACCGCUUCAAGCUGUCGGGGAAGGUGGACAGGGUCUACUUCGAGGUCAGCUGUGAGAAGGUGGGCGACGGCGCCUUGAUCGGCCUCGCCUUGCAGAACGCCGAUGACGACUACUCCCCAGGGGAGGACAUGGGCACAUUUGCCUUGAUGAACAAUGGGGUGUGCCGCCACAAUGGCAAGGACGAUGGCAAGAGCGCCGCCUGGAAGGAUGGCGUGACGAUUUCGGUGGCCGUCGACUGCGAGCAGGGCACCGUGCAGGUGGCCACCGUGGACAAGCCGCAGUUUGAGCAAGUUCUUCAACUCGCAGAGGAAGAAAUGCCCAAAGAGGUUGGACUUCCAUUGAUCGCACUUCUGUCCCCAGGGGACAAGGGGAACAUGAUGGUGAACGUUGGACAACAACCCUUUAAGCUUCAACCUCCAGCCAAGGCCUUCCGGCCCUUGGCGGAGCUCAUGGAGCUCCGGAAACAGUGGCGCGUCACGCUGCCGGACAACGUGGAGACCUGGCCAGUCUAUGUGAAGCCCUCGCGCCAAGCGGAAGGUGCCGAGUCGCUCCAAGCGCAGUGGGGUUUCGAAGAGCUGGGCACACAAGAUGAGCCGAGUGGUGUGAAGUGGAUCCGCCACAGCGGUGGAUGGUCUCCAGUCUCCCUGGAAGCGCUUGGGCGUCUCUGCACAGGCUUGACGCCCUUGCCCUCCACCAUCGAUGCCCUCGAGAAGCGGGGUGACGCCAACGGCUUUCUGACGAAUCUCCAGUGGGGGGUGCUCCAACAGAGACGGGGCUUCAAGUUCUUCCGCUUCGUGGUCAGCAAAGCCCGCGGGGGCGACACGGUGAACGGCGUCAGCUUGGGGCAGCUGCUCCUGCGCCGCGAGGGCGUCGAGAUCGACCUGGCCGAAGCGACGGCCGAGAAUCCCGAUGGACAGUUCAGCGACACGGAGGGUCCGCAGAACGCCAUCGAUGGGCGGACGAGCACUCGUUGGCAUAGCACCGUGUUGAGUCCAUUGGUGAUCAAAAUGCCAAAGCCUGUUUUGAUCGACAGCUUCAGCUUCCGCACCGCCCUGAGCGAUGAGCAAUUGGAUCCCGUCGAGUGGCGCUUGGAAGCCUCGAACGAUCAGAGCACCUGGAAGGUGCUCCACAGCCAGGAGACCAGUUACCACCCGCCGCGCAGACGCAAUGGCCAAGCCAGUUGGUUCGACACCUCCACGCGCGGCAGUGGCAGCUCCGGAAAGAACAAACUCGUGCCGUGGACCUCCGGGGUGAAGAUCGUGGCGGGACAUUGGCACGCCUUGACCUUGGCGGUGGAUUUGCCCAGUUCCAAGAUGACCAUUUGGGUGGACGGCGAAGUGGCUUUGGAGAUCUGUGAUCCUUCCAGCCCCUUGCUGCGCUGCGACGGACCCUUGAGCUUGGAUCCACAGGAAGGGCUGUGCCUCUUUGGACGGAAGCCCUUCUUGAAGAAAGAAUGGAGCUGGAUGUUGGGCGCACAGAUUAAAGGCCUUCAACUUCAGACUCUGGCGCCGGACUUGUUCAACACCUGGGCUUUACAGAUGCCCUUGGGCGUGUGGAUUUGUCGUGCUCAGGGCACUUGCAAGACCAAUGGGCUUUUCACCAGGAAUUCGGCCUCCUUGUCCAGCUGUUGGCGCUGCAAGUCGCAGCGCGUGCGCAGCGCGUUCCGGCCUCCGGGAGAUACAGACCCUCGACAUCCAGGCAUCAAGAUUUUCACCACAGACUCCUUCGAGGAGAUCCUGGAGAAGGACAAGAAGGUCUUCCUUUGUGUCUCUGCAGACUGGUGUGGCGCAUGCCAACAGAUGAAGCCGCAGUGGUUCGCGCUGGCCAAGCUGCUGCAAUCCUCCUCCGCGGUGACCAUCGGCGUGAUGAACAUCGACGAGAACGACGUGGACCGGCGCUACUUCCCGGAGCACCACAUCCCGGUCGUCAAGCUGCUCAUUAAGACUCCAGUGACAGAAGACUCCCUGGAGACCAAUGACAAGCCAACGGUGAUCUCCUAUGAAGGAGGGCAUCACAUCGCUGGCUGGUUGGAGUUCUUGGGGCAUCAUACGGAUCUCAACUUGCAAGAUGUCUUGGAUUCCAACUACGAUGCCUAUGUCAAAGAGUUCAAUAUCCAGCAGAUGACCACGGACCUCACGGUGGCGGCCCGCUGGGCUCUGAAGGAGUACUGGGGCCAGGACCCGCAGCGGUUUGGACCGGUUCGGAGCCGCCUGGCUGGUUUGCGUGUGAAGCGUAGAUCGAAGGGUGUUUCGGAGGCGGCGGGAGUCUUGGGUGCGACCAGAGACAGCGCCUUAGCAGGCAGUGGCGCGGGUGGCUGGCGUCGUCUUUGCGCCUUCCUGUGCAACUAUUGUCUCUUGGCCAUGUUGGGAUCCAGCCACUUGGGCUUCCGACGGAGUGGGGAAACAGGUGAACUCAUGGUGAACUCCGCUCUCCGGUCGUCGCUCAUCGGAGUGUACGUCGCAUCGAAGGCCUCCCGGCCACCUGAGCCAGAGCCACGGCCGGAAGAGGCAAAGGAGGUCGCCUUGCAGAAGAAGGUGUCCGUCGAGGCGAAGGAACCAGGCGAAGAUGAGCUUUGGAUUCGAUUGUUGUUGAAGCGCUUGAACGAAGAGGUGGAGAAGGCACUACGUGGUGGCCACCCACGAAAGCCCUUGGACUUCUUGCUGAAGGAGGUCUUCUUGCCUGGAGCCAAGCCGGACGAUCUACAGGACGAGUUUACCGAGCCACGCCGAGUUCGCACCGCCGAGUUGAGAGGUGGUCCAUGGUCCAUCGACCUGAAUUUGCACUUCCCCACGAUCUUCCCAAAUCACCUAGAUUUCAAGGUCGAUCGCCCACGAUCGCCGCUCGACUCGCAGAUGAUCCGUGCCGGGCUUCAUGCCGAAGAGCGGCAGAUGGCAGUGGCACGUGGCGAUUCGGGGGAAGAGAAGAAGAAUGCCCAGCAGCAGUGGUCAGCGGUGGAGCAGCAGAAGGCUGCUGGGGCGUCCGCACGAGCAGAGCCCAUGGCCUUGCCCAUGCUGCAGCGGAGCUGGGCCAAGAUUAAGCAGGCGAUCGACACUCGAGCGCCCAAGCGGAUGCAGACCAUUCAGGAGAGCCGGGGCACGACAGAGCUUUUGGUCCGUGGUUUGGAUCUGGACUUCAAUGCCCUAGGCCGCGAGCAAGCCUCAGUGCUGUGGCUUGCAGCAGCCAACAAUGACCUGGAGGUCCUGCAGUUCUGCUUGGCCUAUGGCGCCGACCCUCACCGCGCCACGGACGGCGUGUUGCCCACAGAGGCGGCCGCCGCCACGGGGGCGCUGCAGGCGCUGGCCAUGCUGCUGCGCAUCGGCGCGGUGCCAGGUGCGGGCCACGGCGACAGCGGUGAAAAGGAUUCCACAGAUGGAGGUCGUGCCUUGCACUUUGCAGCGGCCACCGCGCAGGUGGGCGCCUUGCGGGUCUUGAUCAACUCCAAAGCGGAUUUGCAGGUGCGAGUGAAUGGCCUCUCGCCUCUGGGCGUCGCCGUCAGCAGGGACAACGAUGAGAUUAUCAAGCUGCUUUUGCAGCAGCAACUCAGUUGGCUGAAGAAGCAACAGUCCGACAUGGAGACGGAUGGGCCUGAGUUGGCCUCGGAGCCUUUGGGCUCGGUGGCCUGCGAGCAGUUGGGCUUGGCAGCCAACGCCAAUCUGCUAUACCUGGCCGCCCAGUGUGGCCUUGACCGAACCGUGGAUUUGCUCAUCCAGAAAGGCCUCCGUGCCAAUUUGGCGGCGCCCCGCUGUGUGGGGAGUCCCACCAUCCAGGAGAACGUCCGUGCUGUCCUGGAGCCCCAUCGUUGGACCGUCUUGCGCCGGGUCGGCGAAGGGAGCCUCGACCGGCGUUCGGUGGGGCCGAAGCAGGGACGGUGGGGGGAUUCUGCCAUUGGAAGUCGAGACUUCAGGAUCGGUCACUUCGAGAAUAUGCUGAACCCAGAAGACCAGGAGAAGCUUGCGGCGAUUUGCUCCGGCGUCAGCGCGGUUCGACCCACAGUGCUCGCCUCCUUGCUGGACGAUGCGGAGGCAAUUCGGCUUUUGGCAAGUGUGGAGACGAGUUCCGACCUGGUCCCCGCAGCGUCGCCUUCGGCCCUCAUGUGGGCACAAUGGGCGGGUGCAAGCCAAGCCGCCCGGGUCAUGCUGGACGCAGGCGUCACCUUGAGCAACACCGACUUGGAGGGUCUGCGGCGUUUGGGCCGAGCCCGGCGGCAGUCCCAAGAUGGCAAGGAGGACCUGCCCUCAGCGGCCGGACGGCUCUUGGAACCAGGCAACUGGGCUGCCUUGCCGAAGGCUGUGCAGCAGUUGGCGCAAUCCACGCCCAUAUCUCGUCUCCAAGACCUCCGUGAGAAGAUGCUCCUAGGAAUCAAUGAUGUCUCUGAAGUGGAGGAGGACAAGGUGCCCGUCUUGGCUCAACUGCCGUCACAGCCGCCCUUGCUCUCUCGGGUGACCUCCACACAAGUGGAACAGGAGGAGGCGGCGGCCAAGGAAGAGGUGGCCGCCACCGCCUUGCUGGAGCUCUUGGGACCGGAGAGGACCACCUUGAUGCGCUUCCUGGUGCAGCGCGAGAUCGCCCGAGGCGAAGGGAAGAGCGGCUUGUCUCCGAAUUAUUUGCUGGCCCUCUACGCCUCCUCGAUCUAUGUGGAUAUCCAUGCUCAAUGCCACCGCUUCAUGCUGUUGCUGAAAGCAGCGCUGAACACCUUACCCAGCGCCCGUGGCCCUUGCUACCGUGCCAUUUUGGGAAGCGAGGAAGCACCUGUCAGUUCCUUGAAGCACUAUUCCCCCGGUGCCGUGAUCCGUUGGCCCGCCGGCGCCUGCGGCACCUUGGACUUCAGCGCGGCCAUGAGCGCCCUCAGCUGCGGCGCGGAGCGCUCCCGUGGGGUGAUCUUCAAGGUGCGACGCUUGUUGACGGCCAAAGAGGUGGAUGAGACGAACAAACAGGUGCUCUUCAUGGGUGGUGCCAUGCGCGUGGUGGGCCUCUUCCCACUGAAUGGCCCCCUGAUGGCCGCUGAGCGUGAGUUGGCUGCGCAGAGCAAGGCUCUCACACAGCGCUUGGGGCAGUUCUGUCCCAGUUUAGACAUGGUCCGUCGUCCGGAGACGGCGCAGCCGUGGGACGUGCGAGAGCAGCCUCUGGUGAUGGUCCUUCUGGACGAAGAAGAAGAAUCUUAA
Molecule: messenger RNA, 5883 nt
Organism: Durusdinium trenchii
Lineage: Eukaryota; Dinophyceae; Suessiales; Symbiodiniaceae
Source: the annotation of a GenBank genome assembly